Rhea pennata is the source of this 2987-nucleotide messenger RNA. RefSeq names its product TNF receptor associated factor 7 (gene TRAF7). The record is from RefSeq and is a predicted model, not a curated record. Gene Ontology annotation, molecular function: zinc ion binding; protein binding. The coding region runs from base 182 to 2194 and encodes 670 amino acids. The transcript is spliced from 21 exons. Lineage: Eukaryota; Metazoa; Chordata; Aves; Rheiformes; Rheidae.
AAAAGCAAUACACACUCAUACAAGCACACAGAUAGCAGAAGAGACAUUUUGACCAAGUAAAUGCCUGCCCAAAACUUAAGGAACUUGAUCAUGGUCACGUCUUACGAGGCUUCACUUCUUCAUUCCUGCUUGAACAGCCGAUGAGCAAACUUUCCAUGACUAACAAAUGCUGGUCUAGAUUAUGAGCUCAAACAAGAACGCUCGCUACAAUCGUUUCUCCAGUGGCACAACAAACAUCACUGCUUCUGAAAACACUAACGGGACAAGAAUGGAAACAACUUUUGGGCCAGCCUACUCUGCUGUGACCACCAUCACAAAGGCUGACGGGACCAAUACUUUUAAACAGCAUCGUCGGACCCCAUCCUCCUCCAGCACACUCACCUACUCCCCACGAGAUGAGGACGAUGGCAUGCCUCCGAUCAGCACCCCACGUCGCUCUGACUCUGCUAUCUCCGUCCGUUCAUUGCACUCUGAGUCCAACAUGUCCUUACGCUCGACGUUCUCACUUCAUGAGGAAGAGGAGGAGCCAGAGCCGCUGGUGUUUGCUGAACAACCUUCUGUGAAGCUGUGCUGCCAACUGUGCUGCAGUGUGUUUAAGGAUCCAGUCAUCACAACCUGUGGGCACACAUUUUGUAGAAGAUGUGCCUUAACAUCUGAGAAGUGCCCCGUGGACAAUGCCAAACUGACCGUAGUGGUUAACAACAUUGCAGUGGCUGAGCAGAUUGGGGAGCUGUUUAUUCACUGCAAAUAUGGUUGCCGGGCUGCAGCCAGCAGCAAGCCUGCUGCCUUCGAGGUGGACCCCCGUGGAUGCCCGUUUACAAUUAAACUGAGUGCCAGGAAAGAUCAUGAAAGCAGCUGUGAUUACCGGCCAGUUCGCUGCCCCAAUAACCCCAGCUGCCCACCUCUCCUCAAAAUGAAUCUGGAGGCGCAUCUCAAAGAGUGUGAACACAUAAAAUGUCCCCACUCCAAAUACGGGUGUACAUUCAUAGGAAAUCAGGACACCUAUGAGACCCACUUGGAGACUUGCAAGUUUGAGGGUCUGAAGGAGUUCCUGCAGCAGACAGAUGAUCGCUUCCAUGAGAUGCAGGUGGCAAUGGCCCAGAAGGACCAGGAAAUUGCCUUCCUGCGCUCCAUGCUGGGCAAGCUCUCAGAGAAGAUCGACCAGCUGGAGAAAAACCUGGAGCUCAAAUUUGAUGUGCUGGAUGAGAACCAGAGCAAGCUGAGUGAGGACCUGAUGGAGUUCCGCAGGGACGCCUCCAUGCUGAAUGAUGAACUUUCCCACAUUAAUGCUCGACUCAACAUGGGCAUCCUAGGAUCCUACGACCCUCAGCAGAUCUUCAAAUGCAAGGGGACCUUUGUGGGGCACCAGGGCCCUGUGUGGUGUUUGUGCGUUUACUCCAUAGGAGACUUGCUCUUCAGUGGCUCUUCAGACAAAACUAUUAAGGUGUGGGAUACCUGUACCACAUACAAGUGCCAAAAGACCUUGGAGGGUCACGAUGGAAUUGUACUGGCUCUCUGCAUCCAAGGGAACAAGCUGUACAGUGGCUCUGCUGACUGCACCAUUAUUGUCUGGGAUAUUCAAAACCUGCAGAAAGUGAACACGAUCCGAGCACAUGACAAUCCUGUCUGCACUUUGGUCUCUUCACACAACAUGCUGUUCAGUGGCUCUCUCAAAGCCAUCAAGGUCUGGGAUAUCGUGGGUACUGAGCUCAAACUGAAAAAGGAACUGACAGGUCUUAAUCACUGGGUGCGGGCGCUGGUGGCUUCUCAAAACUAUCUCUACAGCGGAUCUUACCAAACAAUCAAGAUCUGGGACAUCCGAAAUUUGGAGUGUGUCCACGUGCUGCAGACAUCAGGAGGCAGUGUCUACUCCAUCGCUGUGACAAACCACCACAUUGUGUGCGGCACCUAUGAGAACCUCAUCCAUGUCUGGGAUAUAGAGACAAAGGAACAAGUCCGCACGCUGACUGGUCACGUGGGUACGGUCUAUGCCCUCGCUGUCAUUUCCACGCCGGAUCAAACCAAAGUCUUCAGUGCAUCGUAUGACCGGUCUCUCAGGGUGUGGAGCAUGGACAACAUGAUCUGUACUCAGACUCUGCUGCGACACCAGGGUAGUGUCACUGCCCUCGCCGUCUCCAGGGGCCGCCUCUUCUCCGGCGCUGUGGACAGCACUGUAAAGGUCUGGACGUGCUAGUGAGAGUGCCACACUAGUCCUGCACACUGAAAGACCAAAAACUCCUCCCCUCCGUUGGCCUGCUGGGUGACUAACACCACUAUGAAAUAACUGCUGCAGCUCCUGCCCACACCGACCGCUGCCUCCUGGCCAGUCUCCCCACCUGCAGGGACUCUGGCUGGCAGCUCCCAGGACGGCUUUGGCCCGUGGAUCCCCAGAUGACCCUCAGAUCUGCCAUAUUUAACUGGAACUGUAGAGGAAGCUGGUCUGGUGCCGGGCCUUCCUCUCCACCGCGUCCCUUCCUCUCCACAAGCGAGGAGCAUCCUCUGGAGCGAGGGGCUGGCUGCGAAGCUCGGUCUCCAGGCCACGCAGCCUGUGCAGCGCUGGUGCGAGAGCAGUGCGACGCUCGGCCCGCGGCGGGACUGAACGGUUCAGCUCGUCGCAGGCGGGAGCCGGCCUGCCGAGGGGCACGAGCGCUGGGCUGCCGGGCCCUUUGUAAAUGGUAGAACUAUUAGGCCUUGCCCUGGGUUGGGUUCCCAACUCCUUUCUGUCUCUAGUAUUUAAUUUUACUGCCAAGGUGUCAGGCUGAUCCAUCGGAGAGAAGUGUUUUCUUGAGUAGCCAGGUACGAUUUUUAUGCCACAGCUAGUUCUCAAAUCAAGUAACACAAAUCCGUUGUUCACCACCCUGUAAUAAUGGUCGCCACAUUAAAGAGAAAAAAGCCUCCGUUGCAUUUUUACUCACAUUUUCUACUGUUUUUAAGAUUGUAAUAUAGAUUUGAUUAUUUCUUCAUUGACAAUAAAAGUGGAAAGCGUU